CAUGGCGGGAAGUCUACAAGAGAAAUUUAUUCUAAAACCCAUCUAACUAAACAAAAACUAUCUAUAAAAACGUAUCUACAGCAAUGGAGCCUUCAAGGAGUACGUCUCCGGUUGUUCACAUGGUUGCAGAAGGAGAUAAAGUUACCAGUGAUCUUGAGCGUCAUGCUUCAUUCCAUCAAGGAGGCACUAUUGAUGAUAUCACAAGACAGAUUAGUGUGCUAGACACAUCACUACAUGACAGUAAUACACAGUCACAGCUUGUAAUAGACAAAUACUUGAAGGAAAAAGGACUGCAGUAUGAAGAAGAGGAAGAUGAGGAAUUUGGUUAUGGCAAACUAAUGAUUGACUACAAGCCACCAAAACCUGUCUCUAGGGAUAGGAUCAUUAGUGAUAAAGAACAAGAAGCAAAAGAGCUGAAGAAAUUUGCAGGGAUGUUUUCAGUCAGAACAGCUCUCCAGCCUUCAAGCGGUAAUCCCUUUGAGAAGAAUCUUGGUAUGAAAUGGAAAGCAUCAACAAAUACAAAGAAAGCUGAAAAGAGUAAGGGSAUGAAACCAAUGCUGGUUGAGCUUCAUGUAUUUCCUGGUUAUGAACAAGAUGAACUAACACCUCUCCCUUCACCUUUGGUUGUCAAAGUCAUCCUUGAGAAAGUCCUAAGUGCACAGGUUGACUUGAGAAGAAAGAUCAAGUUUCAGAAGUACCUUGUUGCAUUGCUAACAUCCAAGAUGUCAGAGGCAGUCAUACAGGAUAUAUUCUGGUGGUAUUUUCUAGACAAAUAUCAGCAAAAUAAAAGAAUCCAAGAAUUAAUGUUCAACAGAAUAGCGCAUAAUUAUGUCAAGCUUCUGUUCAGGGCUCCAAUCAAUGAAUACAGAGAUACUUUUUUYAAGCGUUUUCCUAACUUAGUGACYCAAGCAGUGUACAGUAUAUUUUGUUCAGCCUUCCCAACAUCUUACAAACAGUUUGAUGCAACUUUCAAAGAACAAUUAGUGCAACUUGUCUAUCAGUGGAUGGUUGGUGUCAAACCUGUGCCUCAUUUAUGGGACAAAUGGAAAUUAGAUCGAUUAGAACCACCAGACAUGAGGAAAGAUGAAAAGAUCAAGAAAGAUGCUUCUAAAGUUCAUUUACCAGYGGAUCUUACAGAAGAAAACUUAAACAGACAAUCAAGUAUGUCUAAAGGCUUUCAAAGACCUCUUCCUCUUGUCACAGAAGACAAAGCAGGCACUGGCAAUAGACGAGACUUGCGACAUAAAUCCAUUACACCAAAAUAUCACAGCAGUACAAAGCUUGUCAACAAGGAAAGCUCAUCGUAUUUGUCAGUACCAAAUGAUGAGAAAUCUGAGUUAAGUGGGAAGMUGUCAGAGAACUUUGACGAACCUGUCACUCUCACAGCAUCAAGAUUAACAAUGAAAGAAUCAUCUGUAUUUAAUAAUCGAUAUAGAAGCAGGAAAAGAACAAGUGAGUCUUGUCCUGUAGGUAAGGGACCAGAGUUUAGUCGCUCAGUUUUCGAUGUUUAUGGACACAGUCCUUUAGUGGARCAGUUUUUAAACCAGCAGAGGCUUGCUAAGGACGCUGGGACAGCCAUUCUGGUCCAGAGAACAGAAAUCAAGAAACUACCACCUCUCGAUGCYGAAACAUACCAAGAAUUGAUUAAAAAAUCCCUAAAAGUUUCUAAAGAAAUGGGCUCGAAUUUCAGAAGGCUGCACGAAGAUGACCUGAAAAAACGAUCGAUGUUUGCUAAAAAGCACAAACAAGGAUAUCAAGAUUACAUCAGACGACAAAAUGACCUUCUGGCUAAGCAAAAAGAGGUUAAGAAAAUCAGUGAUUUGUUGGUUCUUGAACUUAUGAAAGACGGCGRUGAACAGAGUAGUGGUAAAGCAGCGGCUGCUAUAGCAACAGCCAUGGGAUUCACGUCGCCAGAAAAUGUCUGAAUUAGUAAUACACGUGUUGCCACGCCCUUYAAUUGGAUUCACACUGGAGGUACCACAUUGAAGGGGAAUGUUAUAUAUAUUGUAAUAUAGGAUUUUUGUAUAAUACAGAAAAAGGUUUUAUCACCUUUUAAUGAAGGUAAUUUGUGAUAAUGAUAGACUUAAUUUACCAAAAAAAUACCUUAUGAAAACAGAUUUAUUAAAUUAUGCUUCUUAAAAAAAUAAUUGUAAUUAAAUUGAA
Molecule: messenger RNA, 2163 nt
Organism: Exaiptasia diaphana
Lineage: Eukaryota; Metazoa; Cnidaria; Anthozoa; Actiniaria; Aiptasiidae
Product: protein FAM227A
Exons: 18
Coding region: 84-1925 (613 amino acids)
Source: RefSeq, a predicted model, not a curated record